Molecule: messenger RNA, 3268 nt
Organism: Tuber aestivum (summer truffle)
Lineage: Eukaryota; Fungi; Ascomycota; Pezizomycetes; Pezizales; Tuberaceae
Source: the annotation of a GenBank genome assembly
ACACACACUCAUACUCACACUCACACUCACGCGCACACGCACACACGCUUCUCCCCCCUCCCCCACACGUAAUCCGUACUCAGUAAUUAUUAUCUACCUCACCUCUCUUCUGAUCCUAUCGCUCACUCAUAAACACUCACUCACCUCUCGCUCAAACCCUCUUCCUGCACCCCCCCCCCAUCAUCCCUUUACCACCUGCUCUGCUUUUACAAAGCGGACCUCGGUGCUAGAAUAAUCAUAAGCUGGCUCCCACGGCUCUCUUCUAUUCUCCUGCUCCGGAGCGGCUUCCAUCUCCGCACCAUCUCCUUCAUCCUACGUCUGGCAACGACGAAACAAUCCUUCCAUCCAUCUCGCGGACUCCAUCUAGAUCCCCAUUGCCAUCCCUCAACAACACGCUGGCUUCCGUCGCUCUCCCGUCUCCCCCGUUGCGGUAGGUUGCCAACCCCCCUUCCGUCAUUUAAACUUUUCGCCUCCUCCCGCUCGUGUUAUCAACCCGAAUCUUCCUUAUCUCCACGCGAGUCACUCUUUCCUCUAAAGUUCUCCCUUACUGACAUUCAACUCAAUUAUGGAUAGGAUUAACGGGGGUUAUCCAAUGACUUUCGCAACUUCAUCACCAGGGGCAAGUACUGCUGGCCAGGGGACUACUCCUGUAUGUGUUUUUCUUCUGCCUUUUUUUUUUUCAUACCCUGUUGACACGCGACCCUUUUUUUUUUCCCUCCUAAUUUUUUUCCUUCCCUCGCUUAUCGCGUAUGUCCUAACACAAUGUAAUAUAGCCAAUCUGUCAAAACUGCACAACAUCGACAACUCCAUUAUGGCGACGGGAUGAAAGUGGAUCAGUCCUCUGCAAUGCAUGCGGCCUAUUUCUCAAGCUCCAUGGUAAGCCACGACCCAUCAGCUUGAAGACGGACGUUAUCAAAAGUCGGAACCGUGUGAAGAAUUCUGGUCAGCCGACGAAGAAGAAGGUCAGUCAUAUUCUGUCGCCUCCUGGUUGCUGUUUUCUAACUCGGAUCUUUCACAGAGCCUAUUCGAUUCACCCAAUGGAUCGACGAAUAACCACUCAGCAGCUAGGUCGGAAAAUGGGACACCCCCACCCGGGCACCGUAAACCGUCCUCAGGUACCGCGUCGAAUAGAUCGGUAUCUCCCCAAUCCCGGGCCGGAACUCCUCUACCACCACCUUCGCAUAUGGCACCAUCGAUAUUUGAGUCUCUUGUCAACCAAACUGAAAACCCAAUGGUCGGUAGCCCCUCGACACUGCCGGCCAUAAACACCCUGAAUCAUCCAUCGCCGGGGUCCACAUCUUCCCUCCACGAUCGACACUUGGAGAACCCGGCACCGACUCUUGAUAGUCUUAUCAGUGCUAAUAAUAAACUCAAGACUCGUGUGGCUGAAUUGGAAUUGGUGAAUGAUUUAUUCCGAGGCCGAGUGAGCGAGCUUGAGACUAGCGAGGCCAAUGCCCGGCGAGCGGAGAUCACACGGAGAGAAGUCGAGGCACAAUUACGGGUGUGCUUGGAUGCCAGCACUAAGCGCGAGGAAGAGCUCAAGAGGAAGUUAGACGACGCCGAGAGGGAGCUUACCGACCUACGCGGCGAUCAACCACGGAAAAAAGUCAGGGUCUCUGACCUGACUGAAUAAAAAGUCAUUCCGGAUGGUGAACAAAACAACCAUGGACAAAAGAGGAGGAGCAAAAAAAAUAUAGAUAAUUUAAUAUGGUCUGCACGAUCUCUAUUCCUAACUAUUGACGGACGUUUUUGUUACAUAUCCUGUAACUUUUUCGGUUUCCUUUUUUAUUUUUUUAUUUUACAUUUUUCGAUUUUCUAUAUCCAUGGUCGGGGUUAUUGAAUUUUCCUUAAUUAUUUUAACAAAAGCAAAAGAGGAUAAAAAAGGUUUUCUCGCUCUGGGGCUUUCUGGUAUGGUCACAGGAUGGGAAGACUAAAAAAAAAAAAAAAGGAAUGAGCUCUUGUGGGAGUUAUUAGGGUUUCGGUUGUUGUUUUUUGUUUUUUUUGUUUUCCUCAUUUCCGGCCCCCUUUAUCUCUCUACUUUCCUCCUCAUUUAUCUCCCUCACACACCACACCCUCUAAUCUAAUUUCAUCAUUAAAUUUUCUUAUCGCUUACUAACAAACUACCUUACACUAACGCUGAUAGUCUUCAGUUUCUCUUCUUUCUUUAUCUUUCGUUCCCCAUUCUCAUCAUCGGCUUUUUUUUUUCUUUUCCAGUCACAUUCAUUGCAUUUUCGUAGUUUCACAGACGGACGUAUGGAUACUAAACUGCGCGUGGUAGGCCUAUUUUUUUUUUUUUCCUUUUCUCUUUCCCUUUCUCCUAUCAUUAAGUUUACAAAAAAGUUGGCGGGGUUGUUUUUUUUUUCCUUUCUCUCCAUCUCACUCAUUUCUAAGAUACGGUGUGAUUAUUUACUUAUUGUAACUCUACUCAUAAUAACUAACUUUUGGAUCUGAUUGAUUAAUUUUCUUGUUCUAUUCCUGUUCUGUCUUGUCUGGCCGUGUGUGAGGGCUUUUUUUUUUUUUGCAUCCGAAUUGGAAUGGAUAGAUACCGGUAGAUAGAUAUCAAACCCUGUCAUAUCAUAUCAUAUCAGCCGGCAGGGGCUUGCCAUGUUAGUCGGGAGUGGAGGCUGCUUAUCGGAUGGGAUGAAUACCGUGUUGUACCAUGGAAAGCAAGGUUGGACGGGCGCUGGUUCGUGGGUAAUCGUAAUCGGAAAUCAGGAUCCUAUUAUUGCCGGCACGGUAUCCUUGGGUUGGUACGAGUAUUUGAUUGAUUGAUUGAUUUAGUCCGAGAGGUGGAAGUGUUUUUCUUUUCUUUUCUUCGUACAUUAUCACACCCAGGGGAUUUAUUUCUGCUCCACUGCUUGGCAGUUAGGAUUUUGGAGGAGUAGGUGAACUGCCAUGAUAACUGGAUCACGGAUGUACUGUACUCGAGUACAGGUACAGUACGGUAUCCUACUUAGGUAGUGCACGCCGCACGCCGCACGCCGCCAUAGCUUAACUCAACUCCACACACAACCAACUUGGAGCAGAGCAGUCGUCGUCAUUCCCGACAUUUCCCAUCUCAUGACACCCUUAGGCGCGCGUGUUCGACGGCAUGCUUGCACCGGUGGGAAGGUACCAUACUGUACCUGAACGCUCCGGGGGGGUUGUUCUCGAGGAUUCUAUAUAUAAAUUUUGGGCAUAACUUGCAUAAGUUCGCCCUGGCAUGUUCAGCUUAGGGUACCGGUAAGUGGGGGCGUUGGCUGAUGGGGGGUGGCACGAGAGGUUGCCU